Manis pentadactyla (Chinese pangolin) is the source of this 1001-nucleotide messenger RNA. RefSeq names its product single-pass membrane protein with coiled-coil domains 1 (gene SMCO1). NCBI's taxonomy places the organism in Eukaryota, Metazoa, Chordata, Mammalia, Pholidota, Manidae. Bases 133 to 777 code for a protein of 214 amino acids. The transcript has 3 exons. The record is from RefSeq and is a predicted model, not a curated record.
ACAGAAUUUAGAUAGAAUACUCAUGCUGCUGUUGCCUGUUGCUGAGUGGAAGACAGCAAGAAGUACUGGAUUCAAACUUCUAUUGGGUUUUUGUUUUGCUUGUUUUGUUUCUUAUCUUUUUGCCUUAAGAAGAUGAACAAUGAAACCACAACCCUGAUAUCCUUAAAGGAGGCAAUGAAAAGAGUAGACCACAAACUCCAAGCUUUAGAAGCGCAGUUUAAAGAAUUGGAUUUCAGCAAGGAUAAUCUGACACAGAAAUUUGAACAGCAUAGCAAGACUUUGGCAAGCCAGAUAGCUCAAGAUGAGCUGUGGACAGCAGUUCUGGCACUCGGGUUCACUUCAACGGAAUUGAGUAUAUUAUAUAGCUACGUCAUUGAAGUACUCAUCUGCUUGCACACCCGUGUGCUUGAGAAGCUGCCAGACCUGAUGAGAGGUCUUCCCACCUUAGCCUCUGUCCUUAGACGAAAAGUCAAGAACAAGCACAUUAGAGUUGUAUGGGAGUCUGUCCUGGAGGAGUAUGGGCUGCAAGAAGGAGAUAUCACAGCACUUUGUACCUUCUUUAUUGCACAUGGUAACAAGGCAGAACACUACAUUGCUAAAGUGAGGCAGAUGUACAUCAGGGAUAUCACUUUCUUGAUCACUAACAUGGUAAAGCACCAGGCUCUGCAGGAUGGUUUGCUGAGGGCAGUUCAGGUCAUUGAGAAGGGGAAAGCAGUAAAGGCCCCAGAAGAGCAAAAGUCAUCCCUAAAAGAGAUGAUACCAUCAGUCAAAAAUUAACCUGUUCCCCUGGGACCCAGAGAUUCCACUUCUAGUAGUUUAUCUUGCAAAUGGGAAACAAUAUGUAUGUAUAAUUUAUUGCAGUUUUAUUGUUUUUAGCAAAAGUGAGGGGCAUUUUAAACAAAUUAUGAUAAUACAAUAGAUGUACUCUGUGUAGCAAUAUAAGAGAAUGAAGACACUCUUUGUAUAACUAUACAAUGAAAUACAGUUACCACCAAAAUGUG